AUGUCGCAGGCUGUAGCCGACCAACCUAGGAAGCGCCGACGAGUGACGCAGGCCUGUCAUAGAUGCAGGUCGAAGAAAUACAAAUGCGACAGCGUCCGUCCAACAUGCUCUACGUGCCAGGCUUCUGAUGCUGAGUGCAUUUACGGUACUGUGGUCAAACGCCGCGGCCUCCAAUCUGGAUACGUCAGGGCACUCGAAAUACUAUGGGGCUUGGUUUUCAAGAACAUCGAAGGCAGUCAAAACGUGGCUACCCAGCUGCUUGCUAAUCUCGCUGUUGUUAUCAAUCCUGUUGCGACCGGAACCAGUGACAAUGACCGCGCAGACGAUCUUCUGGAAAGCUGGAGGGGCAGUGGCGUACCCACCGCUAUUGAGAGUCUUCUAGACGGCGAGGUUUCCGAAAGUCCAAGGUUACAAAACGGGUCGUCUGGAAAUGCUGCUGGCCUUGCAGCUUGGUCCCUGCCACAGCCGGAUCCGCUUGUAGCAGGCACGCCGCCAUCGCCUGCAUCACCGCUACCACCACCGCAAUUCACGCCACCACCCAUCCAUGCGGUGGUCGUUCCAGAUGCGACGUACUUGCUAGAGGAUAUUGAAGCGAGACGUGCGACGCAAGAACUUUGGACGCCACUACCGUCCGACUGGCACGCCCUUACCCAGGUGUACUCCACCGUUGAACACUCAUGGUUCCCCGUUCUCGAACGACAUGCGCUCUUUCGAGUGGCAUACACAUACCAAGACCAGUGCGACUCUCGAGCUGUCCUAAUUGACCGUCAUCGAGGCGACUUCGCAACUCUGUGGGCAGUGUUGACACUCGGCGAAAUCCAUUCGGGCGGUGUGUCGUCUCCUAGGGCAACACAGUUUCAAGCGUUGUCCAGGUCUUUCCUCCCUGUGGAUUAUCUGAACGACGACUAUCUCAGUCACGCUCAGGCACUGCUUCUCUGGGCUGUCAUUCAUCUAGGUCGCAGCGAGAAGAUGCUUGCGAAGAUGGCGUUGGCACAGGCUACUGUGCUUUGUUCUGUUGACACGCACAAAACGACCUCAAAUCUCGCUAUGUCAGAGCGGCAACGGAAUCUUCUUUUGGCCGGAUGCUUUGUUAUCGACUCACUGUUGUCUUUCUCCACGGGCACAAAACCGCGAUCAACAAUUGAGGAGCUUCCUACAACAGCGCCCUGCGAUGCGUCCGGCCCUGAUGAGUGGGAACCCUUCGUUGAUAGAUUCGGACCACAGAGCUUCUCGAGUUCUACUAGCUCAAGCACUCUAGCGGUACCCAGUCGUGCGUCUAGCACAUUCAACUGUCUUGUCAGACUAACAUCUAUCCUGAAUGCCGCUGUGCACAGGCACAUGCCUGGAGCUGCGCUUGCUGCUACCCUUGAGACGUGGACAAUGAGCCUACCUACUCACCUCGCGAUGACUGUAUCAUCGAUCCGCAGUACCACAAAAAAUCUUUUACCGCCGCAACUUCACCUUCGAGCAAUUUAUUUUGCCACAACAUCCGUUAUCACUUCUAGACAAUCUAAUGGACAGAACAUUAAUUCCAGCGCAAGGGACCAGCUCAAUGGAGCUCUCCACCAACUCAGUCACAAUUUUGGCGUCAGGGCAUUGCCGGCUUCUGUGAGCGUCCUCAUUCCUAUAAUAGGGACUCUGCCACCUGCUAGCUCUGAAGGCUGGUCUCAAUAUUCUGUCCUACCACACGGCAGCGAAGUACUUGCCGAGUACAAAAGCCUCUGGGGUUGGAUUAAUAAUCCGUCAUCUCCCAAGUUUGAUGCUCACGCAACAGCAAACUUCCUGUCACACGAAUCGUCAUACCGUCCCACCAUUUCCGAAACAACACAUGACCUAGGCGAGGUGUACAACUUCGAUACCGACACAGGCGAGCACAACAGGCACAUAAUGGUAUCCGAUCUAGACACGUCUGAGCAACUGGAUGUAAACAUAUUUUCGACCACACCGGAUCAGUUUAGAGACUACUUGGCUCUGCUUGAGCAAAACGAAAGCACUGGUAAUGGUCAAGACUUCAUGCAGUCGCUUGGAUUCUUCGAGGAUUUUGACUAUAGAGAUAUGUAA
Molecule: messenger RNA, 2061 nt
Organism: Aureobasidium subglaciale EXF-2481
Lineage: Eukaryota; Fungi; Ascomycota; Dothideomycetes; Dothideales; Saccotheciaceae
Exons: 2
Coding region: 1-2061 (686 amino acids)
Biological process (GO): positive regulation of transcription by RNA polymerase II
Molecular function (GO): DNA-binding transcription factor activity, RNA polymerase II-specific; zinc ion binding
Source: RefSeq, a predicted model, not a curated record